GGCCGGGCCGGGCCGGCCGGGCGGAGGCACCAUGCAGGCGCGGCGCUUGGCCAAGCGCUCCAGCAUGGGCAGCCGGCGGCUGAGCGCGGCCGCGCCGCAGGUGGACGCGGUCCGGCCCCCCAAGCCCGAGAGCGCCUGGAGGCCGCCCCGGCGGGAAGGCUCCGCUGCGGCGCUGGAGGAAGAGGACGAAGACGAGGACGUGGUGGUUGAGGUGGAGGAGGAAGAGGAGGAGGAGGAGGGCGGCCUGGGGAGCGCCCCCCCGGCGCUGGCCGGCCACGGCAAGGGCCCCCUCCGGGGGAGCCUUAAGGCAGCCAACAUCAAGCGUGAAAUGACCUUCCAUGCAUUUCAACAGGAGGAUGUAAAAAGUGACAUCAGUCGAAAACUGCCCGACCAACAGUUUCUCCUGUUCACCACAAAGGAGGAAGAUUUAAAAACAGCAGAGACCAAAAAACUUAACAGAGCUCAUGAGCAUGAAAAGGAAAACACUCGUUCUGUUUGUCUUCUGGAACAGAAGCGCAAGGUUGUUUCUUCAAAUAUUGAUGUGCCUCCAGCAAGGAAAUCUUCGGAAGAAGUGGACAUGGAUAAAGUAACAGCAGCCAUGGUACUCACCAGUUUAUCCACCAGCCCUUUGGUCCGCAGCCCUCCUGUCCGACCCAACGAAUCCCUGAAUGGAUCUUGGAAAGAAGGAGGAUUUGUGCCUUCUAGUACCAGCAGCAGUGGAUACUGGAGCUGGAACGCUCCCAGUGACCAGUCCAACCCAUCCACCCCAUCUCCACCUCUGUCAGCUGAUAGCUUCAAAGCUUUUCGGACACCUUCCCAGCCAGAUGAUGGUAUUGAUGAAGGUGAAACAAGCAACCUUCUCUUCGAUGAACCCAUUCCUAGGAAGAGAAAGAACUCCAUGAAGGUGAUGUUCAAAUGCCUGUGGAAGAACUGUGGGAAGGUACUGAGCACAGCUGCAGGGAUUCAGAAACACAUACGGACCAUUCACCUUGGACGUGUAGGAGAGUCUGACUACAGUGAUGGAGAGGAGGAUUUUUACUAUACAGAAAUCAGGCUCAACACGGACUCAGUAGCUGAUGGCUUAAGCAGUCUUUCCCCAGUAUCUCCAUCUUUAGCAUCUCCUCCUUCCUUUUCCACCCAAGACGCAAUCCGUCCUGAAACUUCCUGUGCCAAAAGCGAGACUAAAGUGAUGACACCUCUGAGCCGCUCAGCUCCUACCAACCUCUACCUCGUACACACGGACCAUGCUUACCAGGCCACUCCUCCGGUGAACAUUCCAGGGUCAGCAAAAUUCACUCCCAAUGGCAGUAGCUUUAGCAUCUCUUGGCAGUCACCUCCAGUUACCUUCACCGGCAUUCCAGUCUCACCAACCCAUAAUCGUCCUGCAGGGAGUGGAGAGCAGAAACAGUCCCACACAGUUCUUUCAUCACCGCCUAGAGUAGCAUUUGGCUUGAGGAAGCCUAGAGGGGAGGGGAAAAAGUGUCGGAAGGUCUAUGGGAUGGAGAACAGAGAUAUGUGGUGCACUGCCUGCCGAUGGAAGAAGGCCUGCCAAAGGUUCAUCGACUAAUGAUUGAAAUUAUACAGAGGAUUUGGGGAGGGGGAGGACAACAGCAGAAGCAGAUUGCUGCAGCUGCACUGUAUCACUUCCCAUUUUCCCCUCCAGUGAUGUGGUGUUGGGGGUUUUGGUUUUUUGGGGUUUUUUUCAUUUGUUUGUUUGUUUUGGGAUUUUUUGUUUUUUUUAAGAGCUUUGUAUUUCAAAAUGAAGCACUUGUAGCCAAGGAGAAGCACUAAUUAAAACCUGUGUGGAGCAAUAGAGAAAAAAAAAAAGCAAAACCAAGACCACACAACAAAAUCUGUCUCAGUAAGUGUGGAAACCAGAGCAGCUAUUAGUGUUCUUCUGUAAAAGAAAGGAAAAUGUUAAUUAUUUUGCUAACUCUGUGAGCUGCUUGCUCCCUAGGAUCAUUUUUAACCAUUUCAGUCUUUCUGCUGUGAACGUCUGUAUUUGCUAAACUGAACAAUUUUUCUUUUCCUGAAACAAAGAUCUCUUUUUGAAAGCUUUCUAAUAAACACUUCAGAGUCAUAUAAGCUACAGUUUUCUCAACAAAAGCUGUACUAAGACUGGAGACUGCUAAAUAAUUCGCCUGAUACAAAUGAUCGUGAUUAUAUUUUUGAAAAGGGUAUGUGGGGAAGAGUUGGGAUUUUCAUUCGAUUGUUUAUAGGAGAAAAGCAAAGCUGAUUUUGCAAGAAGGACAAGCAGCACUCCUGGAAGUUUUUUAAAAGAGGCACAGACCAGUGGAGUGGAACAAAGUAAUUUAAGUACCAAAUUGGAUUUUGAUCCUCUAGAGGAAGAAAAGCAGCAAUGGCAAGUCACCAGCAGAUACUGUCACGAGAAGUCUGAGGGAAGAAAUACGAUGAUGCUUGAUUGAAACCCACAAGGAUAUAAGGGGGCUCCAGUAGCUUUUCUUACUACUCUCCCCUUUCUGGGGGGGGUGAACAGUUGGACCAGCACAGCUGUUGCUGCAGGAGGCCUGUGAAGAACUGGUAAAUGCAGCCACUAGGAUUAUAUGUAAUACCUAAUUCAGGGAAACGAUCCAGCCCAGCAGUUCUGCUUUUGCUUCCUUUUCUCUUAUUUCAGAGAUUGUUGUUAAGAUAAGGGUUCGUUCAGCUUUUUCUUUUAAAGUUACUAGGAUUUAUUUGAUGCAAAAAAAUUGAUAGAGAAAAGAAAAUACCCUCUUUCCACAACAUCAUCUCAGAAAAAGAAGUACAACAGCAAAGGAGCAACAUUUUUGUGGUAAAAGACCAUUUCUUAACUCAUUUUCAUAGAUGAAUUAAUGAGUUUCUGUAUUUGCAGUACUUGGAUUGAUUUGGGUAUUUCAGUUUCUCUGUCCAUUAGGAAGUAUACACUGGAAUGCUGCAACCUGGUGUUCUGUGUCCACUUGUAUCAAAUUACUGUUAAUCAAUGAUUAUUUCAAUGCAAAAAUAAAGGAAGGAUUUACUAGGAAGUGAAUGUAUAUGGCGAAAUAAUACUUGCCUGUUAAAGAAAACAAGACAUCUUAAAAAAUCAAAGACACAGAAGCAAAACUUUGCCUAUUAAUAGAGCCUGAAGGGCCACAAAUGCCUGGGUUAUUUUUUUUUUUAAUAAUAUUUGAACCAAUUGAAAUUAGACCAAAUAUUUUUCUUUUUUUUUUUUUUAAUUGUCUAAGCUGGCUCAUUCUCAUAAGAGGACUUUUAAGUAUCUAAACAACUUUCUAAAAUCUGGUCCAAAGUUCACUUGAUAGCUUUAUUAAGUGUGCAGCACUGCUUGUGUCUGUGUAAAAGCACAAAAUAACAAUGCAGCUGUUUGGAAUAUACACUGUGGAUUCCAUAGGGUAGCAGUGAAAAGAAGAAUCUAUAAUAGGAGCUACUGAAGGUUAUCAUCUGAUUUUCUGGGAACAAGUUAAUUGGGCAAUCAGGUGCCUAAUUUGAGCAUGCUAUUUCUGAAGUUAUUUACAAAUUGUGUAAUUUACAUGCACAAGUGGCAAGAUACACUUGCAUGCAUGCAAUUACUUGAUUUUUUUGCCCAAUUGUGUUCUCUAAGUCACCAAAAAAAAAAAUAAGAAAAACAGACUCUGAAAUCCAGUAAGACCCUGAGAUGUAUACACAUAUGAAUGUGUAUGAGUAUUUUUGUAUGUGUGUGUGUAUACACAUGUAAAACUAUAUAUAUUAUAUAGUUUUAUAUGUGUAUAUAAAACUGAAAUUAACAGGAAGAGAAAGAUUGUUUUCUUUACAAAUAGAAAAAAGGCACUAAGGGUCAGUGGGUAUACAUAGACACUGUAUUAUCUUCUUUUCUCUUAGUAAAACAUGGAUUUUCUUUACAUGUUGUAUUUUUUCAAUUUCCAUGGUUAAAUACCUCAUAGUAAUUCACAGACAUUUCAUCUUCAAACACUGGGCUUGUUGAUGGUGUACUUACUUUGAUAAAACUUAAAAAAUUUGGGACUUCCCCAAGAUAUUCCUGCCAAUUUGUUCCCAUUUGCCUCCCAUUUUAAAGGCACUCCAAGACUAUAAAGCGUUCCGUAAUUCGACUGUUGUUGAGCUAACAGUAUUUGCCUAUAUAUUUGUUGUUCACCUCCUUUUUGCUUUGGAGGAUUUUUUUGAAAAUAAUGUAUCAGAUUGUAUAUUGUUUCUAUAAUGUCACAGCAUUGUGAGCGACUUUCUCGAGGGCACUUUAGGAAUUAUUGUAAUAAGAUUAUUCUUUAUAAAUUUCUGCACAGAAGAAUGGUUUUGUUGCCAGACCAGAUUGCCCUCUGGUACAAAUUGAAUAUGGAUUAUAUAAAGGACUAAAGCCACAAACCAUCAAAGCUGGAGAGAACGUUGGUGUUAACGAGCCAGAAGGUAUUGAUAAAUCCUGCAGGACAAAGCUAAAUUACCGAUAUUUUUACUCAACCUUUAAUCAGUGGUUUAUAUUAAAUCAGUUUUGGAUCUUACAGCUGUGGCAUUUUGAUUCAUAAGUAGGCACCUGUCGAGGUACCGUGUCGGAGGCAAGGCCGGCGAUAGCACGACAGCCCGGCGUGCACAGAGCGCUCUGCAGUCACUUUGUGCUGUGAGCUCCAGUUAACUCAUGUUGCACGAGCAGUUCAGCUCCUGCCGAGAUCCCCUUUGUGAUCCUCACCCAGCCAGCAGGAACGGAAAUGUCAGCUAAGCCUUCCUUCUGCUGGCAGUACUGAUCAUAAUCUGGAGUAAUCACUUCCAUUUUUCAGUCUCUCGCUUCUGUUUUGCUUUGGGCUGUGUUGCUGUCCUCGUAACACCUGAUUUCUCUCACACUUCUGCACUGACCAGUCCAGAACAGUCAGAUUUCUUUGUUCUCUUGAGGAGGGGCUAGCCUGAGUACUGUGGUCAUUUAUUCUCAUCACUUCAUGCCAGCUCCAGUUUUUGGUUUCUCUGUGGGAGGUAGGUCAUUGUCUCUGACGCCCCAGAGAUGUCAGAAGGAAUGUCUUGAACACAUCAUGCAGUGUCUGUGUGCUACAGGGAAUUGGAUGGAUCUAUGUCAAGAAUCAGAACUUGAUAUAAAAAUUUAAGGAUCUGUUUAUUGUUCAUAUUUUUGACAUUGGUAACAGAAAUGCCAGCAUCAGUAUCAGAGUGGAGAUCAACCAUACUCAUUCCAAGUAUUUUUCUUUAGGAGUUUCAAUGUUAAAACAAAGCUAUUUCCCAAUUACCUGUUCCCCAAAAGAUCUGGAAAAUGAGUUAAUUUUAGAAGUGGGAAAUUUUAAUGGCAGUUUUUAAUACUGACUGUGCUCCAGCUGCUCCUCUAUGAAGAUAUGGAACAUUAAAACUCAGAUCAUCUUAGUCAUAAAAGGGUUUCCACACAAAACAAUGUGCCUGAUUCUCUAGUGCCUUGCACAAACGCAACAGGAUAUACAAGAUGCAAAGUGAGUAAAACUUCUGUUCUAGGUUGCAAGUUUACACUUUCAACCAAUACCAGUCUUCACCUAGCACGUACCUGUUGGCAGGUCAGCCCUGCUUGUGUGAGUAAGCUGAGCAGAAUGCCUCUCUGUCAGAUUACUUUUCCCAUAUCCUUAGCCUGGUAUGAAUGUUAGCUCUCUAAUUAUCUAAAAGUUCCUUGUAGUCAAUGGCUAUCUCUAUUCCUUGUCCCUUUUGUUUUUCACAAUAAUGACUCGAUAAGCAGCACAACAGCAGGUAAAGCUUUAGCCAAAAGCUCUUGUAGAACCUGCACGAGAGAUUCCAGCACUAUGCAAUGUCCCAGAUGUUCCUGGCACUAAUUUCAUUUUGUCAUUCAUUCUGAUCCAGUACAUUGGGGUGGUUCUCUAUUGCUUGCUGUGGUCUGGGACCAGCUAAAAUGGCCCUGUUGAGAAUCCAGGACAAUUACUGUAAGUGUUGCACUGCAAAGUGAUUUCUUUCUUCUCCUGCCUGUAAAUGUGUUGGAACAUGAUCUUAGAAGCAGGACAUGGAAUUAGAGGCUUGCUAGCCAUUUGCAGAGAUGUUGGAGGUUGCCAGUGAGGCCUCCUUCUAUUGGUUCAAAGUUAGAGGCAUCUGCUGGAGAAAGUUGUGCUGCGCCUUUUCUUAGAAAUAAUUUGAUACAGAAACAUUUGUAAAGCUUCAUCUUGUUCUUAUAUUUAUAUUUUAUUCAAUCUUCCUGUGAGGUGGUAGCACUGGAACUGAGAGCAGUAUGGAGUUUGGGCUUUAAUCUGCAUUUGUCAGGUUUUUCUAGUACAUAGCUAGGCAGGUGUAAGGUAUCGUAGUGUAGAUUUUAUUCAGCAGAAUUUUAUGGCACCUUUGGAAAGUACCUGGAAGGAAGCCACGGACAGAAAUCAAGCUGAGCAUUUAAAUACACUGUCUGUCUGCUGGAUGGGAGCAACCUUUCUUUGCAUCCAUAUGGAGCUGGAAAAUCUUAACAGCCAAUGUACACCUACACUUGAGAGUGCCCACUUGAACUGCUCUUUCCAUCUUGGACUACAGUGCUUUCACACUGACCAUGCUCUCAGUUCUAUCCAAAUGUGGGAUUUAAGGAGAUGGGUGUCUCCACUUGCAACUUUUUGAGCUUAUUCCUCAAUACAGAAAGCACCCAUCAUGUUCUUUGUGCUUCACACAGACCAUUUGUAAAAGCAAUGCAGAAAGACUCUGGGAACAGGGAAAUCAACCUGUUUCUGAUGGCAGCAGCCAGAAGAAAGUACAGGUUGCUCUGGUGUUUCCUCACAUUCACAGCAAGAAUUUUUUCAGCGGAUGAAACAGAAGAGAAUAGAUAAAUUUAGUAACAAGCUGGUGUUCUGCUGGUUUUUGACACAUCUUGACACCUAGAAUUUUCUCCUUAUGUAUUUGAAUCUGAAUGUGAGAUCUCUCAUAUACCCUUGAGGGAAAUAAAUUUAGCAAUAUAUAAAUGCUCUUUCAGCAUUAAAUCUGAAUUCUUUAUGGAAUUAAAAUCUAAAGAUGAACUUGAACAUUCUAAAAUGUUUGAGUGUUGGUAUUAACUGCUUGCCAAUCCUCUUAAAGAUUCAGGUUUGAUUCUAAAGUCCUUAUACAUAGUAUGUGAUACCCAGCAUCAAUUAAUAUAUGAUGUUUAAUGGCAGUGGCCAGAUAAACAAAAGUUACUGAAAUGUUUGUAAAAAGCUGUCUCUGGAAGACAGGAAAAAAGAAAACAGUUGAAACAGAUUUCCUCAGGGAACGUGAGAGGGCUGUAAAGGCAGGAUGCGAGUUUGUUUGAAUGGAAGAUGUCUAAGAGAAUGAUUUUUUUUCUAUUUUAGGCAAAAUAAAAAAAGCAAUAUGUCACUACUUGAAUUAUUAAAAUUAGAAUGAAGCACUAAUUGAUGAACAUGAUCUUACUAAUGCUGUAGCUUAGGAAGUUCCAAAUACAAAAAAAAAAACCAUAAAAAUACAGAAAAUUAUCUUAAAACAUAACCUAAUUUUAAUGUAAAUCUAUAAAUUUGUGUAAAUCUUUUCAGGAUCUAGUGUAAAUAUAAGGGCUUCUUGUCUACAAAGUUGCUUGGUUAAAACAUGCUUUGUCUGUAAUUGAAUUAUUUCUUACCAAAUGACUUCAGCAAGCAAAAAAGCAGUAUGUCAGCAUGAUAUCCUGGAGAGUUGUGUACUGCACUUUGCAAAGGGCUAGUUCUACGUGAAAUUAAAAGAAAACAUGUCAUCACAUAUUUUUUUUGUCAUAUCUGCAGAGGUAUCAGCUUCAGUAAACCCAAGGUUUUGAAUUGGGCUGUCUAGGAUUUUGAAAUUCCACAAGUUUUGCAAAUUCUCAAUUUUGCUUUAUUUUUAUACAGAAAAAUCCUAUUCGAUCCAUAAUAAGCUUUUCCUAACAAUUCUUUCUCCUGUGUCCAGGCACUCUGUUUUGCAACUACCCAAAUGUGUAUAAUGAAGUGAAUAAAAAUCAGCAUCCUCAGUAUUAGGAACUGCAAAUGUAAAUAGCAUUUACAUGGUAUCAGAAUUUUCAGUAUCAGUUUUUGACUGUAGUAAUUAAUUCUUAAAGUGAUGUCAACAAAUCUUUCAGGGAAGGGGAGCACAUAGUCUGUGAAUUACAAAUUACAGCUGCAGAGACAUAGAGCUGCUGGUAUUACAAGAAUAAAAUGUAGGCUUAGGUUCAUCAGAGCACUCGAGCAUGUGUUUACCUCCACUUGUGGAGUUUGUUGAUGAGACUCCUUCUGCUCCUCAGGUUUGGCACACAUUUUUGAGCUCUUCUGAAAUCAGGCCUUGGCAAGAGCAGAUACUCCUAUAGCUUUGUCUGAAAUAUGCACUUUGUGGGACAAUCUACCUUUUCCUGGAUUUAUGCAAUUUAUCUUGUGUUUGGAGGACCAGACAAAUUUACAGAAUUUUUUUAUUAGGGUUUUUUGCAUUGCAGAAGGGAAGGUGAGAAAGAGACAAGUUCAGCUGUACAUUUCACCCUGUGAAAGCAUUGGUUAAGUUUGUAAAAGGUGUGUAUUUGACAUCAAGCUCAAAGAAAUCUACUUGAGCUCACUGAAAAAAAAAAUAAAACAUGAUACACAGGUCACAUUAAAUAAAUUUCUCUUGUUCCAUCUGUAUUUCCUGUACACUCAAUAUUCCUCCAGGCAACUGGAGGCAUAGGAGCUCUGAGUAUGCAAGGAAAUAAAUGAGUUUACCUAAAAACUUUAGGAAUACUAUGUUUUUAAGCCACAAAUGAUGUUGCCUAUGUGUAAUUUUUAGUGUUAGAAGAAAAUAGACAGUAGCCUUAUUAACCAGGUGCAAUACUUACAAAGGGCUAAAUUAGGGAAACAAGUGAUGUGUGUUUGUACAUCACUGCAAGCAUGCACUCUUUGAAAAUGGACUUUUAUAGCACUGGGAUCUUAAUACCUCUCUGAAAUUAUAAUGUUGGUAUAAUUUUAUAACUGCUUAUUAUACGUCAUGAAACAGGAUUUGGGAAUUCCUAAGAACCAAAAGGAGGAGGGAGAAAUUGUAAAUCACAUAGACUAAUAGUAUGCUAUUUUCCAUGACAAAAGUAAACUUAAAACACCUUUACAAAGCCAUACAAAUUCUGGAUUAUUGAAAGAAAAAAAAAUAUACUUCCCUUGGUUACAGAGAUAGUUUAGUCUGAAAUUUCCCUUGAUUUGUGUCUUGCAUUUUCUCAAAGUUUUGGGGUUUUUUUGUAUUCUGAUGGUGAAAACAUCCCUAAAUUACCAGCAUUUGGCUUGAAUGGUAUCAUUUUGAAAAAACUUUUAAAAUUGAGUUCUUCGUGAUACUGUACAGUCUGAAUGAGAUCAUGCAACAUGAUCUGCUCCAGCUUAAGUAGAGAGUUCACACAAGCAGAAGAUUACAGGAAAAGAUUGCAUUGAGCAUUCAUUGUUCAGUCAUGAGAAAGAUCUGAACAAAGAGACUAAAAUCUUCGCUCACAUAUUUCUUCUCUCCAUCUGCAUUGCAGGGUUGGUGGAAAACAGGCUGCCACAUACAGUGUAUCUGGCUAUCUCACCCUUGUUUGGGGAUUUUUUUUGCUGAUAAAUAAUGAAAUACAGAUCAUCUUCCCAUCUCUCUUGCUGUUUUCGUCUUGUUCUGCGAGUCCAGAAUUAACUGAAAGACAUAAUAAUCUGAUCUGAUGAACAGAGACUGUUUGGUUCUUUCCCUGUUUGACAGACUUGUAACAAAGGGCCAAAGUACAAAUGCAGAGACAUUAGUCAAAAGGGGCUUGAGCCUGUCAGAGAAGACCUGAAAAAAAUUGCUCAGAAUUGGAUCCCAGUAGGAGGAAACUAGUCUUAAGCAGUCAAUUACAGAAGUUCUGUGGUUGAAUUUUGGUGUUUUGGGGUUUUUUUUUGUGAAUUACACAUCUGGUAAAAAGUCGUAUUACACAGUUAAGAGCAGAAUGCAGAUCACACUGUAACAUGCAGAGCCCUCACAGCAGUACAGGUUUUCUCAGGAAAGUUCAGUUACUCCCAUGAAUAACUUCACUGACCAGGGCUGUUCUCACGGGUCAUGGCUGUAGAACAAAGGCACGUGGGUUUUCCUCUGUGUAUUUUCUACUAGGAUUGGGAGUGUGAAAUUGUGAAUCUCCCUUUCUGAGGGCUUGAGAAUUGUGCAUUCAGCUUUGUGAGAGGGAUGGAUACAGCGGAUACCUCUGCACAUGUGCAGGGCUCUUGGAAGAGUUUCUAGUCAUACCAAAGUGGCAGCACUCUGGAUGUGUUACCUGGUGACAGAUUGAAGAGCUGUUAGGCUGGUGGUAUUCAGCCUGUAAUCUAUCCUACUGAUCCCAGUCCCAGGGAGAAGAAGGGGGUUUCCCAGUAUGGGAUCCAGGAUAGCCAGCCCUUUGUGAAAGGAGUCCACACCACCAGAGUCCCUGUGCUGUUGGCUCAAGUGUUGCCUUUGCUGUGUCCAGCUUGAGGGAGGUUGGUUAUCCAGAUGCAUUCAUGACGUGUUCAUAGUACAGAACACUCUUUUGAAGAGAAAGAAUCUCUUUUUCAGCUAUUAAAAUAAAACUGUGGGAUAGCUUUUAAGUUACAGAAAGUUGCUGAAUGAGUCACAGCAUUGUCAGACAUGGUUGUGUCCCUCCUUCCAGAGCCAUGCUGCAGCUCCCCUGGGGGCUCUCACAGAGCCCUGGAACCUUAACCAAGUUUUUCCCAAACAUUUGCUGGAACCCAGCACUGAGCUCUAAACCAAGUUAGACCCCCAGGUAAAGGAGGCUCUUCCCAGCUCUCUCCCAACUCUUUCCCAACUCUUAGACUAUGUAAGUUAGUACUUCAUCAGUAGACCUUUGUAAAGGGGACAUUGCCCCAUUGCUUGCCUUCGACAGCACCAUCCACUGCUGCAUUUGCAAAGAGCCAGACAUCAUCUUGGUCAGUCAUGGAGUUUGGGGAUAUUAUUUUAGAUUUAGACCUCUGCAUCCUGCGUCAGGCUGCAGUUCCACAGCAGGUUAAGGUGACAUAAGCUUGUGCUGCUGUUGAAAAAGCUCUUCCUACCCUCAGCAGAGACAUUUCUAGAGAGAAGUUUCCUGAGUUAUGCUGGCUUGAGCCAGUCCUGUAAGUUUAGGUCUGUAUAAAAUGCUAUGGCCUGCUGGGUCUGUGCCCCUGCUCUGUCAUGGGACAGGCAUGGUUAUACUGCCUUCUUCCCACUCUUGUCUUCUCUGGAGUCUCAUUAAAGACCUGAACUUGCACAUACCCCACAGCAUUAAACUCAGGAGAGUUCCACCUAGGGCUGGUGGCAUUGAUUUUGAUAUGAAAUUAAAUAUAUGGUGGAAAAGAGAGGAAUUAGAUCAAUAUCUUUAAGUCCAGUGUGUCUUAAGACUGUGUCUUAACUGCACCAUGAUUUUGCUAAGCAGAUAUUGGAGGAGUUAAGGGAUGUGAAGAACAUUACUGGAUCCUGUUCCUCCCUGGAACCAGUCAGGAAUUAUUCACAGUAAUCUCAGGCAAGGUUCAUUAAGGGGCUGGGAAGUCAUGACCUCUGUAAAUCUCUGGGCUACAGAGAACCAGGGUAUACUUCUUACCCAGACAUGGUAUCAACUGGGAAUGAUCCUCAGCUGCUUUGCUAGUGCAGAGUUUUAGCCUCUUUUUACUACCGCUUCAGUUUAAUAGUGAUGGGAAUGCUGGGCAAGAGGUAAAGGGUCAUCAGGUAACUGAAGAAAGAGGAACCAUCAGCAUCAAUUGCACUGUGGGUUUUUUUAACUCUCUGAAACAGCAAGCAUGUUUUCUUGUCACUUGCUGUUCGUGUUGUCUCAUGUAAGAAAAGUAUUUCCACCAUAGAAGGGGGUAAAUUUAGCACAGGGUAAGCAGCUGUAGGAAACUAAAAACCCAACUGCCUAGUUUUUAUGAGUAAGGGAUUUCUAAAACAUUCUUCUUGCCGAAGACUGCAGUAUUUAUAGCCACACAUCCUUUUUUCUUGCUUCAGUCACAAAAGGGAAAUACCUGCCUGCAUACAUUGUUCUUCCUUUGUUUCCUAUCAAAUCUUGUUUCAGAGAGUAUAAAGUAAGUUCAAGUUCUUUUUUAAAAAACAUUUUUUCUAAAUUAUUAUUUUUAGAACCAGAGCAUUUCCUCUUCCACUUCAGUGUAAAAUUACGGAGCUUUAAUUCGCUCUGCAUUGCACUUUAUAUAUUUUUUUUCACUUUUUGGGCCAUGUAUUUUUGAUACACAGAACAAUAAAGGUUUUAUUAAUCUAGUUUUAACUUGAAAUUAACUGUGAAACUAAGAUGUUUUUAUAAAAAAUGCAAAUUCCCUAAAAUACAGUAAAUAAUCUGUUUGGGUCAGAGACAUUUUUUAAUGAUACACUGAGAAAUAUUAUAGCUUCUGAAAUUAUUUAUCAUUUUGUAAAUUCAAUACAUUAAUGGAUAUCAUGCUUUAAAGUGGAAUGUGAAUGAGAAGGACACAAAGUUCACAAAGUUCUAGAUGAUAGAUUUCCUUAUAUGCAAAACCUGCAUUAGUUUAACUGAUAAGGAUUUAAAAAAAUAGCCUAAUCUAGUUUAAAGAAGUGUGAAACUUAAAUAGGCACGUUUAAAAUGCCAAGAGCUCAUAGAAAUUUGGAAAUGAGUUUUAAGUUAAGCACCCAGGAGCCAUUUCUCCCCAUGCUGUGCAGUGGGCGGCCUGUGAAGCCCCUGGGCUCUGCAGGCGGUGAACUCAUGCUGGCACAAGGCAGCAGCAGAAGCCGUAGGAGAGUUCAGAUUUUCCUGCUUUAAACAGCUGCUCUCACAACUUGCAGGGCCACUGCCGGGUUGGCAGUAGUAUUUCCAUUUGGUUUUUCCUGACAUCAUCCCCACUAGUUUUGGGAACUAGUGUCCUAAAGACAAUCCUUUUGUUCCUAAGUGAAUUAAUGAACUCAUCUUCCCUCUGGUUUUGGUGUUAAGCUUGCAGCACUCACACUAUUGCACAUAGUUUGUCUUAAUUUGUAGAUGCCAGUUUCAGCAUUUUAAACAACAGCUACUCUGCCCCAGCAAAGAAUCCUUUUAAAUCUUAUGGAGCAUGCUGAAAAAUAAAGACCUUUUUGACUUUUACUUUGUCCAAACUCUUUAUUCCAAAUCACACAAAAUGGGGAAAACAAGGCACGUGGCAGUGAAGAGGGGAGAGAGAGACAGCGAUGCUCAUUUCCUUCCCAGGGUGAAUCACUCCUGGGCUCCCCUCUCCCAGGCUGAGCGUGUGUGCGCAUGGACCAUGCACAGCUUGGAAGUCAUGUAAAAUCCAUCCUUGUAACAGCUCUUAGUUGGCCACCUCCCAGAGACCCCAGCUCCUUUUCAGAGGCUUCCAGACAUUCUGCUCAUUUCUACAUCCAUAGGUAAAAGUAAAAGCUGCCUGCUGCUCCAAUAGCCUGGGUAUAGUUUCCCCUUGGACUGCAAAUGUAUCACCUUGCCAUUUUUAAUCAAGCUGCAGUUCUUCCUGCAAAAGAUGGGCAUGAUCUAGGUAUUUGUAUGUGCUGCAAAGCUGUUGUGUCCUUCCAGGGACCGCCGGGAGUGCCUGGAGCGAGGCAAGCACACUGCCAGUGGUGUGCAAGCCUUGUGCAUUCUGUGCUCCGGGGGCAGCCUAUGGGCUGGCACAGCACAUUUAGAUAAGGGGCUUCCACUAACAGUGACUUAGACAUAGCAAAAAAAUGUUUCUUGUAAGAAGCAGGUGCUUUUCUCAUUCUUACAACAUUAAAAACACACAACAAAAUGCCACCAUACAGACCUCUGUCAAAUUCUCACAGUCUCCUGUAGCACCAGCAGCUGGGAAGAACUCAAGGAUUCAGAGGACCUUGGCCAUAACUCAUCAAAAGGCCUCUGCAGUCCAUUGCCAUUGAAAAUGAUUUAGUGCCGGAUCAAAGCCACCCAGACUUGGGCUCUGCAAAAUUCCUCUGAGAACUUUGCUGUUAUUUCAUAUGAAGUGUUAAAAUCUUUGUCUCAGCACAUGAGUCAAUUCUGCCUGCUGAACCAAGAGUACUUCCAAUGGACUUCAGAUAUCUUAGGAAUCAUUCUCAGUACAAGUCAGGACACUCCAAACAUUUCAGUUGUUUUUCUUGAAUCAAAAACAUUUGCAAAAUUAGCAAUAUGCAUAUUAAUGCCUAAAAGUUGAUAAAAAUAAUUGAGUUAAGGUACUGAGAAGUAUUUGCUUGCACCUGAAACUUUAAAGAAUGACUGCUGAAUUUGUGAUGUGCUAAGCACGAGCUUCUGAGUUUCAUCAACGCAGUAAACCAGCUUUGUACAUAGUAAUUUUAUAAAAAUUUAGAAGGUUUUUUUUUUCUCAAGUUACUCAAGUAGUUCAGGUAAUGAAUAAUUUGUUUCUGAUCAAUGCAUUUUAGAAUGAGCAAAUCUUAUCCUCUUGUGCCUCUAAAAUUCAUUGUUUGUAUGGAAAGAAACCUUUACUACUUUUCCAUUUCCCAGUGAAGGAUCAGUUCACUAAGCCACAGGCAAUGUUUCUUGACUUUAGAUGGCAAAAUAUGCUUAGAUAAUUUUACUCUCUUCCAUGUGAAUCUUUUUUUUAUGAGAUUCUUAGUUUUUUCUAGCCUUCAAAAAUGCCUUUGUGCAAUUUCCAUAGAUACGGUUGAAUAAAAAUUGCAAGAAUCUAAGUCAAAUGCUAAGUAAAAAUCACGUACAUGAAACAAACAUGAAGAUAAAGUCUCAUGAGAAAAGUCAAUCCAUUGCUGAAUUUAUAUUUAUAGAACACAUUGAUUAGCAGAGAGUACUGAUCUUUGUUAAAAUUACAUUUAGAAGCAGAUCACUGUGUUUUAGUGUCACAAGUGACAACAGAGUUUUUCUUCAGGAAAAGUGCAAACGGAAAAAAAAACAUUAAAACAGAUCAUUUAGACCAGGAUUUUCUCAAUUUAGGCUCAUCCUGCCUGUUACAUUACUGUUGUAUGUUCAGGAAUGCUCAGGACAACAGACAUUCCUCACGGGAAGCAGCUAGGUUCCAAAGCGUCAACUAAAUAAAAAGAAAGUGAGCAAACUCAUAGGAUUUUCUUAGUACUAGCUCAGCUGUUGCAAAAAAAAGGACCAAAAACAAAACAGCAAAAAAACACUACUCACUUCUGAACUAGAAUUUCAGCAGUUUAAAAGAACCAUAUUUUGAUCUAGUUCCCACACCUUAGCUAAACCCAGGUUACUGUUGGUUUGCUUGUUUGUCUUUUGGGGUUUUUACUUCUUAACAACCCUCAAAACAGGGUUUUGUCUCUGUCAUUGCUGAGAUGGUUGAAUAGGAAUCUCUUGAAAUCCUAAAACACGUGAUUAGAGAAACAACAUACUUCUAAUGAAAAAACUGCUUUAAAAUUAUCUGAAAAAGGCAAAAAGAAAAGUUAGCUCUGUAGUUGGGAAAUGCCGUUCAGCUACCAUUAACUCCUAGGUUGUGUGUUUAACUGACAUCCUGUAGCUUUGUCAGCUCACGUUUUUGUUAAAAGCAGAUGGUGAUUAAACUACAUAGCAAAGGACCUUCCUUUGGUCUUUGUAAAUGAAUGUAUACAUACAAACUAUGCAUUUUCACACAGCUGCAUACUGUAUCUUGAAUCACUUCAACCUUUCCCCUAGCUUAGAAACCCCCAAACUUAAGGAGCAGAAGGUGUUCCCACCUCCUUUGGCAGAUAUUUGUCUCCUGUCUUGUUUCUGCUCUCCAAAAACCUUAGAUGCAGGACAGAGCAAUGCUGAGCUGCACAGCCCAAGGAGCAGAGGGGCUGGGGGCCUGUCACCGAGUCAAGGACCUGGCAUGCCCUGGGGGACCAGUUUGGGCUCCCAGGCCAGUGUGGCCAAACAGAGGUGCGGUGUCUGUGCUCCCUGAGCCAGAGCUGCUCCAGCCCCAGCACCUCUGCACUCUGGAUCAGCAUCCUGGGCGCUGGGGCGGCCAAGGGGGGCCAGCAGCUGCUCUCACCCGGGCUCAGGAGGAGUUUGCAGCCACACUCAGCCCAGCUGUGCCAAGGAGAGGCCACUGCCCCUGGGCUUGCAGGCACCAUCCUCCCCUUGGGACAGCCUUUCCAGCCAUCCCAGCAGCCCGGGUUCCUUCUGACCAUCACUUCCCCACCGUGGGAGGCAGGGAUGGCUCCUCAGGGGUGUGCUCCUCUCACUGCUGACACCUGCCCCAGGUGAUGCAGUGCCCAAAGUGCUCAGCCCUUCAUCCUAAUCACUGGCGGACUUCAGGCUGGGGUGUGCAAGGAACAAAGGAUCAGAGCUUGGGUUUAGUGUACCUUCUGUUGGAAGGGAGCAGGAAAGAUGGAAAAUGGAUGUCUUGUUCUUGUAGCUGCAGUAAUUAAAUGUGGGGAAAAGAUACUGCAUGCAACAUUUCUUACUUAAAUUUUGGGUUGUCGCUGUAAUAUACAUCAGCCCAGUCUACUCAAUGAAGUGUGUUUCUUAUGCUUUAUCCUACAGGAAGAAAGACCAAAAAAGUAGAAGUAAUAAGAAUAUCCUUGCUUUAGACUAAAGCAAGCAUGGACUCAACAACAAAGAAAGAUUUUGUUUAUAUGCAAACUGUUUAAAUAUUUGAUACCAGUAUGAAGGUAGUCAUAUUCUUAUGUAUCUAGAGAUUUGCACUCAUCUAGGUUAUGUUAAUUAAAAAUAUUUUUGCGGUAUGUAUUUGUAUUUGAAUUUGAGGGGCCAAGUCUUUAAUUUUAUAUUCUUUACGAGAAUUAGUGUGGCGAUUAUGUUCUUCCAUUUAUCGAGCUGCCUGCCCACCCAUGCUGGUUGUUCAUUUGCAUAAAGAAUAUUUCCACUACUUCGGAGGUUUUUGGGUGGUUGUUUUCGAAGGGAACCUGCCCCAGAGAGUUCCACAGGAUUGUCCAGCAUGAGUGGGAAGCUCUCUGGAGCAGCAGGUCACCCUUACCAGGACGUGGCCUGUCAUUGCAGCAGACACACGUGGAUUCAUUUCCCUGCAAUCUGCAACUGCCCUGUGGGCCUGGGGUAGCUCCAGCUGCAGUCCCUCAAAUCAAAGCUCUGACUGACCCUGUCAGUCCUUUGCUGUCACUUACUAUCACAAAGUUAACUUUUUACAACGAGGAAGAGCUUCCAAUUCUGGCACUGAUGGAAAUACUGAAUACUUUUAAUAUAUAUAUAUAUAUAUAUAUUUGGAAGUAUUUGAACAGUGUUUUGUCUUUUUUUAUACAACUUUUAGCCAAAUAGAAAAAUUCUGAUUAUUACUUCUGUGGACACCUGUCCACCUGUAAAUAAACUCAUAUAUUCAGGUACAUGAACCUGAAGAAAAAAAUAAUAAAGACUGUUCAGGGGCUAUGCGCUUUGCUAGCUCCUGGUUCCUUUGUACAUAAGAGGUAACUGUUUAAAUGUUGGGUGGGGUUUUUUUAAUUUACCUGUUGUUCCUCUAAAGAAAGAAGAAAAAAAACUUUUGACUUCGUUUUCUCUUUUCUGAGUUAAUACAAAGAUUUUCUAACUUUUUACUGCAGAAAUGGAUAAAUACCUGGUGCUAAGUGAAUGUGAGUCAAACUGGCCAUAGCAGACACACCAGUGAGAAUGCACUUUUCCUGUGGCACACAAUGUAUUUUCUCAGAAGGGACCUUCAAAGGACUGUCAGAUGUUUACAUUUCUUCUUGUUGCCCCAAAUAGUUUUGAAUAUUCAAAUAACUUCCAAAAAAAAAGUCACGGUCCAUUACUGAUGCAACAAAUCCUUACAUUUAAGUAUCUACAACAGCUUUGUACAAAUACCAUUUUAGAGAUAGUUGAAAUAUUGGGCUUUCAUACUUUGUAAUGCUUUGAUGUGACAAUAAAUAUGCUGUUGCUAUCUAGUCUAACCUAUUGUAGACCUGUAACUCCCUGUUUCUGGUUAUGUCAUGAAUUGCACUGGCUUGAAUACAGCCAAAUACUGACUGUUCAGCUGAAAUAUUCCGACUGUUAUGAUGUCCACAAAACAUGAAUUAAAUGCACUUGUAUCUGA
Motacilla alba alba is the source of this 17753-nucleotide messenger RNA. RefSeq names its product zinc finger protein 704 (gene ZNF704). The record is from RefSeq and is a predicted model, not a curated record. Gene Ontology annotation, biological process: regulation of transcription by RNA polymerase II. Gene Ontology annotation, molecular function: DNA-binding transcription factor activity; RNA polymerase II cis-regulatory region sequence-specific DNA binding. Gene Ontology annotation, cellular component: nucleus. The coding region runs from base 32 to 1567 and encodes 511 amino acids. Lineage: Eukaryota; Metazoa; Chordata; Aves; Passeriformes; Motacillidae. The transcript has 9 exons.